Molecule: messenger RNA, 1229 nt
Organism: Liolophura sinensis
Lineage: Eukaryota; Metazoa; Mollusca; Polyplacophora; Chitonida; Chitonidae
Exons: 8
Coding region: 1-1218 (405 amino acids)
Source: RefSeq, a predicted model, not a curated record
AUGUCUUUCAAGGUCAAACCUUUAGAAACUCUCAUUAAUAACGAUAAUCGGACCAAGCGUCUGGACUACAAUGGUGGCGAAGCGGACUUGAUCUUAUACGGUAAUUGGACCAAGCGUCUGGACUCCAGUGGUGGUGAAGGGGACUUCAUCUUAUAUGAUAAUUGGACCAAACGUCUGGACUACAGUAGUGGUGGUGAAGGGGACUUGAUCUUAUAUGAUAAUCGGAUUAAGCGUCUAGACUACAGUGGUGGUGAAGGGGACUUCACCUUAUAUGAUAAUCGGACCAAGCGUCUAGACUACAGUGGUGGUGAAGGGGACUUGAUCUUAUAUGAUAAUCUGACAAAACGUCUGAACCACAGUGGUGGUGAAGGGGACUUGAUCUUAUAUGAUAAUCUGACAAAACGUCUGGACUACAGUGGUGGUGAAGGGGACUUCAUCUUAUAUGAUAAUCGGAUCAAACGUCUGGACUACAGCAGUGGUGAAGGGGACUUGAUCUUAUAUGAUAAUCGGAUCAAGCGUUUGGACUACAGUGGUGGUAUUUUUCGUGGCUGGGGUUGCGGUGUUGUUGGAUCCGGUAUUGUCCGGUCGCUACUUGAAGAGGGCGCCAGUGUCGUGGUGAACUCCAGAACUGCCAGCCGAUUGGACGAUCUCCACAACAGUAUUCCAGGCAAACUGCAGCGCCGCCUAACGACUAUACAGGAAGACUGUGGCGUGGAAGAUGCCGUCAGAAGAACCAAGGAUUUCAUCAUCAAAGAGUUCGGCCGAGUGGACCACGUGGUCACGUCUUUAGGAUCAUUUUGGCAGAAAGGCGUUUUAACUGACCAGUCCCCUGGAGGAGUUUCAGGGCGGAAAUACAUAACGGCGCGGGGACACAUUUCCCUAGUAUCUAAAGUAUUUCUACCAUACUUGUCCGAACGACCAGGGAGCUCUUUCACGUACAUCACCGGAUCGGGCGGGGAGAAAUGCUUUGACCCGAAGAUCUCGCUGUUGACGGUGAAGGCUGCCUGUCUUUUCGGGGUAGUGGAGGCCGCCCGAGCGCAAUGUCGAGGUGGGAACGUGGCUGUCAUCGAGAUACGCAUCGCUACCUUUGUCCAACCAGCGGAUGAUUCUACGUUCAAAUCUCAGAGCACCGUCGUCGGGCACCGACUACAUGGGGAAAGUCUGCACGUCAAUCAUCAAGCGCCGCCCUUCAGAGUUCGUCCGUGUGACGUCACGUGAUGACAUGGCGA